AGACGCUUCCCUGUGCAGCAUGGCUGGGGCCCAGUGGCUGGCGCAGUUGCGGGCGGCGCGCAAGACCGCCUUGCUCGGCGACGGCAAGCGAAAAAUCCAUUACUUGUUUGACAAUGGGAAGGAGAUGGCUGAGGAGUAUGACAUGAAGACCAACCAACUGCUUCUGAGGAAAUGGAGAGAGAAGAAUGCUCUAGGGGCUUAUGGCAGUUGGGAGGUCGAGGUGGGAGAGUCAACCGUGCCUGCAGUGGGAACCCUGGAUCAUGAGCUCAUAAAGGAGAGUAGUACCAAUCCUGUCUUUAUGCGAAAAGAUACCAAGAACAGCUUCCAGUGGCGGAUUCGGAACUUGCCAUAUCCUAAGGAUGUCUACAGUGUUUCAGUGGAAAAGGAUCAGCGCUGCUGUGUUAUCCACACAACGAACAAGAAGUAUUACAAGAAGUUCUCUAUUCCUGACCUAGACAGAUUCCAACUGCCUUUGGACUGCAAUGCUCUGAGCUUCACACACGCCAACAGCACAUUAAUUAUCACAUAUCAGAAACCACCAGAGAUUCUGGCUGCAGAGAAGGAACUACAAAAGGAGCUUGAAAAGAUCAAGGCAGCUAAUGAUGGGGAUGGAGAGUGCAAGACACAAUAGCUGCAAAACUUCCUUUCUGUAUAUAUUCUGCUGAUU
Messenger RNA from Euleptes europaea (tarantolino), 667 nucleotides. It is a transcript of the gene DPCD, whose product is annotated as deleted in primary ciliary dyskinesia homolog (mouse). The record is from RefSeq and is a predicted model, not a curated record. The transcript is spliced from 6 exons. Lineage: Eukaryota; Metazoa; Chordata; Lepidosauria; Squamata; Sphaerodactylidae. The coding region runs from base 20 to 631 and encodes 203 amino acids.